Encephalitozoon hellem ATCC 50504 is the source of this 4383-nucleotide messenger RNA. RefSeq names its product negative regulator of transcription cell division control protein. Gene Ontology annotation, biological process: nuclear-transcribed mRNA catabolic process, deadenylation-dependent decay. Gene Ontology annotation, cellular component: CCR4-NOT core complex; P-body. NCBI's taxonomy places the organism in Eukaryota, Fungi, Microsporidia, Unikaryonidae. Bases 1 to 4383 code for a protein of 1460 amino acids. Gene Ontology annotation, molecular function: molecular adaptor activity. The record is from RefSeq and is a predicted model, not a curated record. The transcript has a single exon.
AUGGACGAGAAAGUAUACAAGCAAGAGAUAAAGGACGUACUUGAGAAGAGUGAUCCGAAAGAAGUGGACCGAGGCUUUAUGGAUGAUGUAUUGCAGAAGAUAAGGAAGAAGCGGGAAGUGACUCCCCAGGAGGUAGCAAGAGCCAUCUUAUUUAUGGCAGACUUUCCGGACAGAGAGUGGGAUCUCCCGUCAAUAGUUGGGUCGAUGAAGAGCAAUCUCGAGGAGAUUAACUGGAGGGAUGUUUAUUCAUGCUUCCUUGAUGUGAACUUCAGCAUCUGGACCUUGGAGUCUUUGUAUGUUAUCAUUGACUGCUGGGUCCAUAUUAGUGGGAUCAUUACUGUUCCAUAUGAGAUAUUUUUCAAGAGAUGGAAGAAUGAAAGGGCGCAAAUAUAUUUUUUGAGGCUGAUUAUCGAGAGUGAUGAGAAGAGGACGCAGCUGUAUUCGAAUGUAUUUUUCAGCAGGAUCAUCAGUAUUGAAGAUUCGAGAAGCUAUCGCUUUAAGAAUGUGCUGGGGUACGAAAGCAAUUUCAACUGUGUGGAGCUUUUCCAGUGCAUUGGGAUGCUUGGGUCGAUUCCAUUGGUCGAGCUGAUUGCAAGGAAGUCGCCUGAGUGGUGUGCAGCGGGGCUUGGGUUUAUUCAGCCGAGGUUUUCUAGGAUGUUUGAGGAGCUUUUGAUAGGCUUUGCAAGAGGAGCACCCAAUAGCUUUAUCCUGCAUGUUCUGUUCAAGAACCAUCCUGAGAUGAUGCUUCAGAAGGCGCUGAUUCUUGUUAGAGAGGGGAUACCUGUGUCUCGGAUCCUUGACAUAUUCCUAGAGCACAAGAUGCUUCCCGUUGUUUCUGAGCUGCUGGACCCGCCUGAGCUUUGCUUUGACAUCAUUGUGCUGAGCUCUAUCCGGGAUCAUUUGAAUCUUGGUAUUUGGCUGUCCAAUAACUUGACGACCAGGAAAGACGAGUUUGUUAGAUCACUUGUGCUAUACUUGGACUCGAAAGUAUCGAAGUGCAAGGAGCCUGAGAAGAUGUUUCCGCUCAAUGUUGAGAUCAUGGGGACUUUCACGAAGGCUGUGGAGCAGUAUGUCAGGAUACUGAAGCCGGAGACGGUUGGGAUGUACAACGAGUUUAAGUCGAAGAUUCCCCAUGGGCUUCGAGCACAGAGGAGCAAAGACAUAAAGAUUGAGGAGGAGGCAAGCAAUUUCAUCUCGCAGAUCAUCAACUCGCAAAGAGGGAUUGAGAGUAGCAUCAACCAGAUCAAGGAGUUCCUUCGGGGGAAUGCAUUGAGCAAGGAGCUAGCGUCCCGAAUAUUUUCUGCGUUGCUUGAGAAUUACGGAUCGCUGUACAAGCUGCCGAAUUCUGAUCUUAUUGCAUUGCUGUAUGGAGGCCUGAUAAAAGAAGGGGUGUUUCCGAAGCCUUACCAAAGGAUGGCCAUUGAGUACAUAAAGGGAUCGCUGAAAUAUCCUGAGAACGACAGGGAGUACUCGUUUGGGUUCCGGUGCCUGGAGGUGUUUCUGCCAUCUUACCCAUCGAUCCUGCCUGAGAUUGAGGAGAUAGAAAGUGUCAACAACAUCCUUGUGAAGAAGGAGUUGAUUCUUGUAGAUUCGAGCACUCAUCCGAUGCUGGAGCUGGAGGAUAUGGCAAAGCUGAUAUUUAAAUGUGACAGCAAGAAUGAGAGGAUUGGGGAAAUAAUCAAAACCCUGGGUUCUGAAGCGGAAAAUGAUGGGCACAGGCUUUCUGAUGCAAUCUCAAGGAGCCUUGUGGAGAAGGAAGAGGUAAUACUGUACAUCAUCCAGAAUGUCUUGUUGGAAGACUGUAGAAGACUCAUACUGGCCGUAGAAAGCCUGGGGAAUGACUUCUACCUAAAGUUUGUUCGGAAGUCUCUUGAAUUCCUUAAGAUGUUUUUAGACUACAGAAACAGGAGCGAGAACCAGAUUGCUAAGAACCUAGGGUUCAUACUCGGAGGGGUGAUGCUUGCCAAGAACAGGAUUGUAACGUCUGAGCAGUUUGACUUCAAGAAGUUUGUUGUGAAAUCUGUUGAGUGCAGAAGGAUUUUGUUUGGAGUGAAGUUUAUAUCAAGCUUUUUGAAGCAGGGAAAGCACGGAAUUGUGUUUAUUCCAAAUAACCCAUGGAUGAUGAGUAUUUUGAGUCUUCUGUCUGAGAUCUAUAGCUGCACCCCAAAGGCUGUAAGGGACGAGAUCCAAGGGCUGUUUGACUACUUUUCGGUUGACCUUGUCCCAAGACCGUUCAAGAGCCUUGGACUGAAGUCCAAGAAGUAUUUAGCAGAGUACGUAAUUGAAGACGGAGAUCUUGUAGUCAGGCAUGUGAUAUCUCUUGCAUUGGAUCUAAGCGUGAGGGAGAUAUGCGGGGCGAUUGUAGAGAAGGCCUGUUCUGUUGCAAUACAGACUGGAAUGGUUCUCUUCAGAACGAUGUGUGUCGAAAAGGGAAUGGAGUAUGUCCUUUUUAGGAACAUGGUGGUGAAUCUCACGAAAUUCCUCUGCCUAGUGUCUGCUCAGGAGCCGAUUAAGGCAUGCAUUUCUGGGAAUGUCUCAUACUUCAUGAAGCUCUGCUCACUGGACUUCUCGACUGAAAGGGUGUUCAAAGUGGCUCUGGAGAACCAAGCGGUUUGCUGCGAGCUCAUCCAGAGGGCUGGGGUGUCGAAGGUCAGCGAAUCUAUCAGCGGAUGCUACAGCAGCCUGGAGUACCGGAAUGGAGAUGCAGGUGAUGUAAGGCUUUCUCUUCUUGAGGAUCCUGGGCACAUUGAGAAGGUGGCGAUCAAGCCUGUUGACAGUGGCGAGUAUCAGGAGAUAAAGGCACAUCUUGGGCAACUGAGCAAGAAGAUUCCAUACUCGAAGAAGAACAUUGUGGCUGAUGAGUGGCGUGGGCUUCUAAAUGAAGGAAAGGAGCAGGUGUUCAAGAGAAUACUGGAGAGUGUGGAAAACAACGAGGACAAGGACGAGGAGUGCAUCCGGCUAUGCAGGUACAUCACAGGGCAUCUCAUCAAGAGUGGAAGUAAAGAGGACUUUCUAUUUGAAUGUAUGGAAAAGAUAUUUAAGAUAUCAUUCAAAACACAAAAGGAGGUUCUAGGAUGGCUUAUUUAUUCCAACGAUCCGCGGAAGUUUAGUGUCAGCCUUGUCAGUAAGUUUAUAGAACACAAUCUCAUCAACGUAGUAGAAUACGACCAGGCUCUUUCGAAGAUCUCACUUGGAGAUGGGAAUCUCGACUUCGUAAUAGCACUCUUGACGUCUCUGAUAACAACCGAGGUCCAGAUAUGCACUGUGUAUGACUUUAUUUGCACUCUCGAGAUGCUUGCAGGACACAGCGACAACCCCAAGGUUUUCGACUUUUUCCAAAAGAUCAGUAACCUGAUGAUGCAUAUAGAGGCGAAGGGGGUGUCUGAGUACGACGAGUAUGUCCGGAACUGCAGAUUCACGACGGUUCCCGAGAUGUUCCUUCCCGAGUUCAUGGAGAGAGCAAACUACCCUGAGUCGCUAGACAUCCGGUCUGCCUUUAAGGUGUCUUGGGAUCACUUCAUAAGAUACCACCGGAUCCCCACUGCAUACUGCUACUUGAAGGUGGACCCUCUUCCAAACCUCAUCAAGGACAAGCUCUACGAGUCGAUAAAGGACAGCCUCUUUGUGUUUCUGGAGGCGUACAGGAAAAGGAACUACCUGUUCUUCAAGCUCUAUGCAAGGUUUAUUGUCAAGAUACUGGAUGUGAUUGAGGACACGCCAACCAACAGAUCCUUGGUGUUCUCUGUGCUAGAAGUUCUGUCUCCAUCCAGGGUUCCUGGAUUCUCAUCCUGUUUCUUAGAGAUCCUGAGUCACAAAUUUGUCUUAAAAUACUUUGACUCUGAGGAAGGUGUUGUUCUUGCUGCAGAGACACUGAGGUGUGGCUUCUAUAGCCCGAAGUUCAUGUAUCCGAUCACGCAGAUCAUGCAGGUACUCAAAAGAAAUCCCACAUAUGUCAGGAUGUACUCUUCGUACCUGGCCUAUUGCUGUCCUCAGGAGUACCCCCACAUAAAGAACUUCAUUAACCAGACCAGAGAUAGGAUUGUGCCUGUGGAGGGCCAGAACUCAUUCUUCAGGCUCCGAACAGCCCUCCAGAACAGGACGUCUGUAAAAGUAACCGACCUUGGGAUAGGAAAGAAUCUUUGGGUGUACCUGAUAGACAACCUUAACGAGACAGACACCAUCUCGUCUACGGUGAUUGAGAGCAUCAAGUUCAUGAUAGAAAGGAAAAUGCAUCUCGAGGAGAUCCUGACGAUGCUCUGGAUUAGGAUGAAAGCAGGCGGGGCGCCCAAGGCACUAGCAGCUUGUUAUGAUGAGAUUUCCUCUUUUGAUUUUUGCCGUGUAUUUCUGAAGUCUCUUGAGAGUCAUAGUUAUAAUAAACUGUAG